UCGAUGACGCAGCAUUGACGCAGUAGGAUGACUGAGCAGCAACUGAGCAGGGCCUAUAAAAUUAGAGUGCAGACGAGCAGUUGCUCGUCCAAUUCCUUAAGGUGGCCCCUUUAUUUCAAGGCGCGCUAUUCGUUGCGAAAAUCGCAACAUCCCAAUCCUUAGUGCACCCACAGGCAUCGCAGCGGCUAUUUCAGAUAUCAAGAUCAUUCUCGAAUACCAGCACUAAUAUGGCACCACUUAAACUGCAAGGCAAAUACGACUACAUCUGCAUAGGUGGUGGAAGUGGAGGAGUCGCAUCAUCGCGUCGCGCUGCAUCUUAUGGAAAGAAAGUUGCCCUCAUUGAAUCAUCGCCGUACCUCGGUGGUACUUGCGUGAAUGUUGGCUGCGUUCCCAAAAAAAUCAUGUGGCAUGCGGCCGACCUCGCAGACCGUCUCCGCCAUGCAAGCAAAGGGUACCAUUUCGAAAAUGUCCCACCGCCCCAGUUCAACUGGGCAUCCUUCAAACCGCAGCGUGAUGCCUACAUCCGCCGGCUGAAUGGCAUAUAUGAGAAGAACCUCGAAAAAGAAAAGGUGGACUAUUAUGGUGGCACAGCCCGUCUAGUCUCGCCCAACGAGGUUCAGAUCACGCCGUCCGAUGGUGGCGAGCCAUAUGUCAUUGCAGGUGACUACAUCACCGUUGCUACUGGAGGUCGCCCUACUGUACCAAGUGACGAUGAGAUCCCUGGGGCGAGUCUUGGAAUCGAUUCGGAUGGCUUCUUUGACCUUGAGGACCAGCCGAAGCGCGUGGCUGUUGUCGGCGCAGGAUACAUCGCUGUUGAGCUCGCCGGUGUACUCAAUACGCUAGGUAGUGAGACACAUAUCCUCAUUAGGCGCGAACGCGUCCUCCGCACCUUUGAUCCCAUCCUCCAGGAUACACUUACACCUUGGAUGGAGCACACUGGAAUUAACAUCCACAAGAAUGCAUCGGUCAUCAAGGUCGAAGGCCAGAAGGGUAGUGAAUUGACUGUGCACCUCAACGAUGGCACACAACUCAAGGUGGAUUGCGUGCUGUGGGCUAUUGGACGACACGCAAACACCGAGGGUCUGGGUCUCGAAGAGCUGGGCAUCCAGCUCAACAAGAGGGGCGAUGUAGUUGUCGAUGAAUUUCAGAAGGCCUUGUUUGUACAGAGCAAGCCUCAGCUGGACAAUAUCUUCGCGGUCGGUGAUAUCCAGGGUAAGGCACUCUUGACGCCUGUCGCUAUUGCGGCAGGUCGGCGACUGUCAAACAGGCUGUUUGGGCCUGAGAAAUUCAAGAACGACAAGUUGUCGUAUGAGGACAUACCAACGGUCGUUUUUUCUCACCCCACCAUCGGGACAGUAGGCCUAACGGAGCCCGAAGCUCGCCAGAAGUAUGGCUCUGCUGUCAAGAUCUACAAAUCGUCGUUCCGUUCGCUUUACUUCUCUCAAAUUGAGGAAGAGCACAAGGAGCCUACGGUGUACAAGCUCAUCGUUGUUGGCGAAGAAGAACGUGUAGUUGGCGUACAUAUUAUUGGACAAGGAAGCGACGAGGUAUUGCAAGGCUUUGCAGUGGCUGUCAAGAUGGGAGCCCGGAAACAGGACCUAGAUGAUACGGUUGCUAUUCAUCCAACGUCUGCUGAAGAACUGGUUACACUUCGUUAAGCCAGCCAUGCUAGUGGGGUUCGGGAAUCACGCAACAUAAAGUCAUGUGUACUUGUAGAAUAUAAAAUUUACGAUUUUCAACAGCGGAA
Suillus subalutaceus is the source of this 1747-nucleotide messenger RNA. RefSeq lists its product as uncharacterized. Gene Ontology annotation, biological process: cell redox homeostasis; cellular response to oxidative stress; glutathione metabolic process. The transcript has 8 exons. The record is from RefSeq and is a predicted model, not a curated record. Gene Ontology annotation, molecular function: NADP binding; glutathione-disulfide reductase (NADPH) activity; flavin adenine dinucleotide binding. Gene Ontology annotation, cellular component: mitochondrion; cytosol. The coding region runs from base 228 to 1658 and encodes 476 amino acids. Lineage: Eukaryota; Fungi; Basidiomycota; Agaricomycetes; Boletales; Suillaceae.